AUGCUGCACUUGGCCGAACGUGUGGGCUCAUACGCAGCUUGCUCUGUUGUCAAACUCCAGUUGCGGAAGUUGGUGCUACAGGCCAGCGCUUUCAGCCACAUCUUGGACUUGGAGGAGGGACCGAGCACAGCGGAUGUGUUCGGCCAUCCGCUUUGGAAGCUGUCUCCGUCUCGCCGUGGAACCGUGCUUCAAGACGUUACAAGGGCUGUCUUGCAACGGGCUUACCCAGACAGUCAGUUUCAUGAUCCUGUUCCAGGAAACUUCGAUUCAGGUCGAGCCCGGCACUUGCAGCAAGCACAGUGGGAUUGGACGAUGGAUGGCCGCAGGGUGGAGUGCAAGAGUGCUUCCCUUUCCUGGAGCAGGCAGAGGUGUCAAUGGCGAGCGCUUUUUAGUGGUGUGAAGCUGGCUCAUGAUGGGUUCCGACAGCAUGCCUUGUUUGACGACUUGCUGCUCGUAUUGCUCUCCCCUGAUUCCCUGGACAUUGUGCAACACGAUCUGCGAACCCGGGUAUCUACCGCUGGCCACAGGACUGGACCCACUGGCUCUAUCAUUAAAAUCACUGGGGCUCGUCGCCAGCCGUGCUGGAAGGAGGCUAGAAAGCAGAUACUUGGCAAGCUGUGCGAAGGUCAAGGUUCAUGCGUGCCUGUUGCACAGGUUCUCCUGUCAGACCCAUGCAUUCACUCGACGUUGCAGAAGCAUCUUUCAAGAUACCCUGCGAUGGCCUGCAGUCACACGCCAUUCGACAGCCUGCCUCUGAGUUUGUUGAGCCCCCCGAUGCGCGGAUUGCGCAUCCAACAGAUCGCCUUGGAAAUCGAUCAAAUGCUGCAUCCAGACGCCGACUUCUCCAUCGUGUGUGAAGGAACCACUGCAUCCGGCGCCAGACGUUCAUCUCAGAACGCUUCAGUGGAUUGGGUUCGCAACGAGACAUCGGUUGAGGUCAAGCACGGAAAGCUGAAUUUUGAAUCCAAGCAAAAGCGCUGGAAAUGCACCUUCAGGGCCAUCAAAUGCGCCUUCCCUGGAACACGCUCCCGGGACCUCUACGACGAGCUGUGGCUCGUAAUGUACAGCUCGCUGGGGCUACAUUUCAUGAAACAUCACGGCCAGCUUGGCUUAUCAACGAACGGCGUGAUGACUGAAGUCUCGGGGCAUGUGCUGCAAGUGUAUGGGCCGUCCAAGGAAGAGGACAGCAGGGCAGCUGCCCACGUGAUAUUAGCGAAGCUUUUGCACCGCGGAUGCGUUUUACUGGCGACCGUCUGGUGGGACUCGAACAUGUCUCACAUAUUUCCAUCCGACUCGAGCUAUCAACUGCGGCCCCAACCGGAAAAGGAGAGCGCACCCGAGACCACAAACAGCGAGGAGGAGAACUCUUCGGAUCUGGAGGGCUGGGUGGAGGCGCAAACGGCCCGGUCGUCUCGUCUAAUGCAGCUCUUCGAGAAGGAGCAUCGACGCAUGAACGCAACCGCCGACAAAUUGGCGGACCGGCGCCAGCUUAUCGAGCGUGAGUCCCGGUGCAUUGACGCUCUGGAAGCUGCUGAGCACGAGCAUCAACAAGGGCUGGACAAGCUCCAUGAAGUCGUCGCUCAACUCUCCAGCCGCUGUCGCAAGGCAGACGAUGGGCCGCAGUACUUUUACAUAGGGGACUCAGAGGUUGAGACCCAGGCAGUGUCUCCAUCUAGUACGGCUGGCCAGAUCACGCCGGCACAGAGUAAGCCUCCGGCCGGGCUGCCACAGUUGAACCUCAGCGGCUGCCGGGAGAACAUCGAGCGCUCCGUGGCGAGUGCCGAAGAUGCCUGGGAGGAGCGUCGCCGAGUGCUGCAGGAGCAAGCACAGAGCCGCGAAGCGAGGCGGGCGGAAUUGCCUGCGGCGGAGGAUUCAGCCAUCCGCAAGACGCCGCUGAUGUCCCCGCGUCGAAUGGCGGGGAGUGGGAGGAAGCGACAAUCGUCUGGUGGCUCACAGUCCCUGCGCGAGGCCCAUGGGAUGAUCCUUCGUCAGCUCUCGCCACCCAAAGAGCAGGCACUUCCGGGCGAGACCGAGGACUUUGGGGAGGUGCUUUCGAGAGAGUCCUCGAAGCUCAGUGACGAGGUUCCUUUGUCACUGGAUCCUUCAGCAAGUCAACUGGAGAUGCUUCAGGAACCGGAGCCCACAGCAGAGGAGCCGCUUGAAGCUGUAGAGGAUCCUGAGCCAACAGCUGCGGAUCCACUGGCGGCUGCAGAGGAUCCCGAGGCUUCCGCCGAAGAGCCGCUUGAAGCUGCAGAGGAGAUCGAGACUGCAGCUGACGAGCCACCUGUAGAGGCCUGGCCACCGCCGGCUGCGGUCGCAGAACUGCAGGCAGCUGAAGAGGCUGCCGCAGGGCCGGAGGAGCCACCGUGUGCAGAGCCGGCUGCCGUUGUGGAAAAGGCGCCGCGCAGUGCCACGGAAGACUCUGCAGAGGAGCACCUGACCUUGAUGGGCGAGUCCUCUAAUGCGGGCUCCUGGUCCCGGAUGGUCAGCGAAGAGGAAGAUGUGCCGACAGACGGCACUUUGGAGACAGCAGUUGGAGCAGCAGAUUUGGAUCCCCUGGAGAAAGGGUUCGUGAGGCACAGCUCCACGGAGGACGCCGAUGCUAAAGCAUCUGCUUGGGUGUCCAACAAGUCCUUCCCCAAGCCGUUGGGAGGAGAAGCCGGCGAGGAGUGCACGCUGCAGCAGAAGUCUUCCAAAGAGCUUUUGGACCCUUGCGAAGGUUCCGCUGAGCCUGGAACCAUCGCAUUUGUGAUUCCCGAGCCAAUGCCGGAAGAGCCUGUGGAGGACAGUGAGUUGACGCGGGCGCUUUCGAAGCGACGACAGCAGGUGGAGAAUUCUCACUGCGAGUUCACCAAGGAAGGCCUCAACAGCCGUGCGGACAUGUCCUGGAAACAGUCCGCGAAGGCCUCCACAGGUUCGAUAGGCGUCUUCACCAAAGAAGGUAUCCACAGUCCAGCCGACAUCCCACGCUCGUCGCCGCGCUACAGCGCUAGCAAGUUCAGGACGUCUUCAAAGUGA
Molecule: messenger RNA, 3018 nt
Organism: Symbiodinium sp. CCMP2592
Lineage: Eukaryota; Dinophyceae; Suessiales; Symbiodiniaceae
Source: the annotation of a GenBank genome assembly